CCAAACACUGCAACCUCUUCUCCUCCUCCUCCCUCCCCUCUCCCCUCCCCUUUGCUUCCCCUUUACUCUCUCUCUCUCUCUCUCUCUCUCUCUUCAUGUGUGCAUGUGUGCGCUGUGUUCGUCUUUCCGGCUCCCUCUCUCUCGCCAAGAAGCAAAGGUCACUUGCCCUUCCCCCGUCUCCGCAUUUCUCCGCCACUCCACACAGGCGGGAGCAGCGCCCAGCAAGCGCCGGGUUCUGACUUCCGAGGGGGAGGAGCUGGACGUGUUGGUGGAAUCCCUGUCCAAUGGGACUGGAUUGGGCAUCCUGUCAAGAUAAAUCAGUCAGGAUAAGUUUGUAAAACAAAUUCCUCCGGCAAACGGCGCAGGACCCUUAAUUUCGCAAACAUCCCAUACGAUUGUUCAUCAGACCAACCAAAGAGAGCAUGUCGUCAUCCGACAAUUCCAUCACCGCGGCAUUGUCCCGGACAACACCUGUGUUUAGCCUGAGAGUAUGGGUCCUGAUCGCAAUUGGCAUUGGGAUCCUGAUGGCAGUUUUGUUCAUCAUAGUACUGUGGCUUUCCAUCCGAAGGAAAAACAAGGCGGUGAACGGAUUGGACACCACAUCGCAAACAGAGAUCCCUAUUGUGUCAAAGGAAAUCAACAUUGACAAAGGAGUUGACUCACAGAGUGUGAAUGACAGCAGCGAAGUGGCCUUCAUGCCAAUGCAUGAGAAAUACACACAGACCAAGAGUGUGCCACCUUUGGCAGAGACUAGAUCUGUCGACGUCGACGCCUUCAGCCAAUGCAGCUCAGUGUACAACAUAGAGAAGGCUGGAAGCUCAUAUUCUGAGGAUUACAACAGCUCAGGUCCAAAGAGGGCAGGCAGUUCACCAUAUGGAUAUACAUCAACCUCACCGCUGGUUGGCCUGCCAGAGCUGUCACAUUUGGGCUGGGGCCACUGGUUUACCUUGAGGGACCUGGAGUUUGCAACUAAUCGGUUUGCCAAGAGUAAUAUCCUUGGAGAGGGCGGCUAUGGAGUUGUCUACAAAGGCCGGCUUAUGAAUGGGACUGAGGUGGCUGUGAAGAAGAUCCUCAACAAUGUAGGGCAGGCAGAGAAGGAAUUUAGAGUUGAAGUUGAAGCCAUAGGUCAUGUUCGGCAUAAGAAUCUGGUGCGGCUUUUGGGGUACUGCGUUGAAGGGAUACACAGGAUGCUCGUCUAUGAGUAUGUUAACAAUGGCAACCUAGAACAAUGGCUUCAUGGGGCCAUGAGUCAACAUGGUAUCCUUAGUUGGGAAAGCCGUAUGAAGAUUCUCCUUGGGACAGCAAAAGCGCUUGCAUACCUUCAUGAAGCCAUAGACCCCAAAGUCGUCCACCGAGAUAUUAAGUCAAGUAAUAUCUUAAUUGAUACCGAAUUCAAUAGCAAGGUUUCUGAUUUUGGGUUAGCGAAACUUCUGGAUUCAGACGCAAGCCAUAUCAAUACAAGAGUGAUGGGAACAUAUGGGUACGUCGCACCUGAGUAUGCGAAUAGUGGGAUGCUGAAUGAAAAGAGUGAUAUUUACAGUUUUGGAGUUGUGUUGUUGGAAUGCAUUACAUCUAGGGAUCCAGUUGAUUACAGUAAGCCUGCAGAUGAGUCAAACCUUGUAGAGUGGCUUAAAAUGAUGGUUAGCACAAAGAGGGCAGAGGAGGUUGUGGACCCAGGCCUUGAGGUUAGACCGCCUAAGCGUGCCCUUAAGCGGGCAAUUUUGGUUGGCCUCAAGUGUGUUGAUCCCGACGCAGACAAGAGGCCGAAGAUGAGCCAUGUUGUCCAGAUGCUUGAAGCGGUUCAGAAAGCGUACCAAGAAGAUGAGAAGAAGCACAGCCAGAUGGGAAGCAUCGAUCUAGAGUCGCAGCAGUCAGUAGAGGAGCUAUCAAACAGCGCUGAUGCCUGAAGCUCCAGUUGUGAACAAACCCGAAACAAAUAGGAAAACCUUAAGUUAUUUGAUAGUAACAGCUGAUUUGAUCAAAUAUGUUCAAUACUUGAGUAGAGUGAGUGAAACAGGUUUGCAAUUUGCUUGCAGAUACCGGAGGUUGUUAAAUUCAGUUAGGUGCAAGCUGCUCAUUUCCGCGUUUUUCUUCUUCUUUUUUGUGAUUUCCGAGGAUUGCUUCUAUGCUCCCCUGAAAGAGUUUGCCUUACUGUUUGUUUUCUGUGCAUGAGUCCUUCAACUCAUUUGCUUUAGUGUUUUGUGUAGUCUUCUUCUAGGGGAGCAUAGAAGCACUCUCUUCGUCUUGAGUUAUUGUCAAUGAGCUACCAGGAGGAACUGAUUUGAAAUGCAUGACUAUAUACAUUAUAUAUAGGUACCGGAUUGCGUCUGCCGUUGUAUAGAAUCCUUAUGGAUCUUCAGUUAUACCAUGAAAUGAAAGCAUAAAUUUGUUGGUGUA
Molecule: messenger RNA, 2397 nt
Organism: Hordeum vulgare subsp. vulgare (domesticated barley)
Lineage: Eukaryota; Viridiplantae; Streptophyta; Magnoliopsida; Poales; Poaceae
Product: probable receptor-like protein kinase At2g42960
Exons: 8
Coding region: 423-1907 (494 amino acids)
Biological process (GO): protein phosphorylation
Molecular function (GO): ATP binding; protein kinase activity
Source: RefSeq, a predicted model, not a curated record